Molecule: messenger RNA, 5271 nt
Organism: Oncorhynchus nerka (sockeye salmon)
Lineage: Eukaryota; Metazoa; Chordata; Actinopteri; Salmoniformes; Salmonidae
Product: transcription factor E2F3-like
Exons: 7
Coding region: 239-1564 (441 amino acids)
Biological process (GO): regulation of transcription by RNA polymerase II
Cellular component (GO): RNA polymerase II transcription regulator complex
Molecular function (GO): DNA-binding transcription factor activity, RNA polymerase II-specific; RNA polymerase II cis-regulatory region sequence-specific DNA binding; protein dimerization activity
Source: RefSeq, a predicted model, not a curated record
CUUCAUUCAUUGUCAGCUUCCUGGAGCCAUUUUUGAGCUGGCAGGGCUGAGACUCGCGCUAGUUUCUAAUCCAUUGCAUCUGCCUAAAUGUGCUCUCAAUAUACUUUUAAACAUACAAAUAUCGGCAAAUAAGAUCAUAAUCUACUCUUUCAUAUCAAUAUUUUUGAAUUUUGUCGCGGUGGAUUAUCUGAAAAGGGGCUUUAAACUAAAGGGACAAAGGGUACCCGAGCCCACAAAGAUGAGAAGAGGGAUCUCAUCAGCCCCGGAUAAAGUAAUAAUAGCAGGGGUUGGAGGCUCUUUAGAUAAAAAUGCGGUAUUGACAGCAUUGUCCGACCGGUUAACACCUCAUUUUACAACUGCCACUUAUAUCCAAAUUAUAACUCCACCGCCCUGCAUUACACAGACUUCAAAUGUAUGUUUGUCCGAACCUCCAGCUGGCAGUAUAUAUUCCACUCCAAACGGAGCAACAAACGGAACCGGACAACGACCUACAUUAGGACGUCCACCGGCCAAGCGGAGGUUGGCGUUGGAUGAGUCGGACCACCAGUACCCCAUCGAAGGAGCCAGGACCCCCAGGGGAAAGGCUGGAGGAGCCUCCGGGCCUGGGCUCAAGAGCCCCAAAACUCCGAGGUCACCGGUAGAGAAGACGCGCUACGACACGUCGUUGGGCCUGCUGACGAAGAAGUUUGUUGAGCUGCUGGGCCAGUCGUCUGACGGCGUCAUCGACCUCAAUCAGGCCGCGGAGGUUCUCAAGGUGCAGAAGAGGCGCCUCUAUGACAUCACCAACGUACUGGAGGGGGUGCACCUGAUCAAGAAGAAGUCUAAGAAUAACAUCCAGUGGAUGGGCUGUAACCUGUCUGAGGAUGGGUCUACGUUGACCAGCAGCCAGAGUCUGAGCAGUGAGCUGUGUGACCUGGGUCAGGAGGAGAGGAGACUGGACGAGCUGAUCCAGAGCUGUACCCUGGACGUCCAACAGAUGACAGAGUCCUCGCACAGCCACAAGUUUGCGUAUGUGACAUACCAAGACAUCCGUCAGCUACAUCACCUGAAGGACCAGACGGUCAUCGUGGUGAAAGCUCCCCCUGAGACCAAGUUGGAGGUGCCAGACCCACAGGAGGGCCUGUCGGUCCUCCUCACCAGCACCAAGGGGCCUAUUGAGGUGUUCCUCUGUCCGGAGGAGAACAUCGGUAGUCCUGUGAAGAACGGCGGCCCGGAUGUCCAAGGAAACUCCUCCCCUUUCCUCAAAGUGUCAGCAGAGAGCUCAACAGGCCGCGGCAGUAACGACUACGUCCUUCCAGAUCCCUCUGCGGUGAUGGUGACCAACCUGUCCCCCAUCACCUCCCCUUUCACCAGCCUCCUGCUGCAAACGGAGGACCAGAUCCCCUCCUCCCUGUCUGGGCUCCUGGAGGGCCACGGGGCCGGGCCCUUCGUCAACCUGUCCCCCCCGCUCCUCAACGAGGACUACAUGCUGAGCUUAGAGGACGACGAGGGGAUCAGCGAUCUGUUCGACACCUGUGACUUUGACAAGCUUCCUCUGGAAGAACUCAUGUGUCCCUCGAUGUAAGAGGGAGGGGUGGAAGACGGCAUGUGUCCCUCCCCCAUUACUGAAUAGGGAGACAUACGGGACACUUGUCUCUUCUGUGUUCACGUGUACCAGGAGAGACGGGGAAAUGUCUGCUGUGUUCAUAUGUAACUGUCAUGGAGGAGCAGAGAGAGAUCUGUCUGUAGAGAGAGACUGCACCAUGAGCGGAGCUCCUUGCCACUCCUUUCCCUCUGUUUAAAGAGGAUUAGGUACACAGGGCAUGCUGGGUAAAAGAUCUCUCUCUCUCCUUGUACCUGCCUGUUUGUCGAGGCAGUACACUGGGCCAGGUGGGUGAAAGACCCCCCCCCCCCCCCCCCAGCCCACCGUCUUUCUCUUCUUGUACCUGCCUGUUUGUCGAGGCACUGUAGACUGCCUUAAAACUGGGUCGUGUUCAGUAGGAACAAAACAAAACGUAUAAACUCAUUGAAACUGAAACAGGGGGAUGUUUUCAAUUUCAGUUGUGGAAAGGUUUUGCCUCGCUUGUGGCCUAAUGAAAACGACCCUGACCAACUCUUCUCUCACUUCUCAGACCUUCUUGAUGACUGAGAUCUGCCUUUUAUCCAAACUGGCGCUGGUGGAAACCACUCCGUAACUGUCUGUGUGUGUUUAGACAGCUGCUCGUGUGUUCCUUCUGGAUGCUUCUCUGCCGUGUCAGGUGACCAGCUUGACCCUAUGGCUGAUCUACGUUUGUGCUGAUGAGUUCUAUGCUUUUGUCUUCGUACGUAGAAUAUGGCAGUGAUAGUGAUUUUGGCACAAAAACCAUUGAGUUUGUCUUUGAAACUAUUAGGAACCAGGGCCUCUACUCUAAUACUUUAGAGCAACGCUCAUUGUGGAGAUGCUGUAUCAUAAAGUACAGGUUGACCCCUUAGUUUCUAUUGGGGACUUGUCGAGAUAUUAUCUCCUACUUAUAACUGACAUUCAUAUUAACUGUCUAAUGACUGACAAGGGAUAUUUCGCUUUUUUUGUUGUUGCUGUGGGCAAAUAAUGGGUUUACAAGCGUCACCCAGAUGAUAUUCAAGAAGUAGUGGUUUAAUCAGAAACACAAGUUGGUCUGUUCCGGUCUGUAUCGAUUUGAAUGGAUAUUUCUGAUUUGAACGGAUAUUUCCAGGAACAACCACAGUUCAAAAGCAACCGUUAUGUUAUUGCUCUGAUGGAAUUCCUCAAAUGAUCUUGGAAAGAGAGUCUUUGGCUCUGUGCUGAUGAGGCUUGGGCGCUAUACCUUCUACUGGGGAUUUAGAAAUAUUGAUAUCAUGAUUUUCAAUCGUUUUCUUUGGGGGGCGGUUGUGUGCUGUAUAUCUGAAGGUUAAGUAUAAUGGAAUCUAAGAUGUGUGAAAUGAUAUCCAGCUCAGGGCUCCAGCGUUUGGUUUGCUAACGUGCUAGCUAAGUAGCGAGAUGUCUUGUUUACAGCAGAGAUAUUCAACCCCCUCUUGGAUUUAAGAUCCCUGUUGCCUAAGUUGUUUUGUGCCUCAAAACAUUGCACCCAACUAUCAGUAAUACCGUAUACCCUUUACAGAUGUACACUUUAGUCAGCGAGCAAUGCUGUUGUAGAUGGACCUUACGCUUGCUUACGGUGCUCAUCUGAAUGUUUUAACACAGCCAUCACCCCCCCCAUUUUAAAAUCACAAGCUCAUGAAUGGAAACAUUUUCUUUUUCCAAAAACAAGCGGGUGUGGGACUUCUCCCUCUACUUAAAGGGAAAUGUGUUUUUUGACUGACAUCAGCAUUUCUUUUUGUGUGGAGAAUAAAAGGAAUGAACUUUUCACCAAGCAGAACAAGUGUGGCUACUUGGUUGAUUUGGAUGCCGAAUGAACCCUAAAUGUGUUCAGUUGUAUGUUCAUUCGGCUAAUGGGGGGGGGGGGCUAGAUAUCAUUUUUGUUGAUGUCACAGUGAAGUAGAGACAGGAUAGUCUUAAGUUAGCCCUAGAUGAUCAUUGAAUGAAAUGCCUGUUGCCUUGCUGACUGGAUGUUGGUAUAAGCUGGGGGUUGGUGCCCUGAAGUCUAGAAACCAUCUUCUUUAAAUGAAGGUAUGAUUCUGAUCACUCACUAGGUACUGUAGACUACCUCUGGCUCUAGAUGUUGUUUUAUUACUAUACUAAUGCUUGUUUAUUUUUGGGGUGUUUUAUGUUAGUCAGAUAGGUGGCCAUUUUAGUAGAGGUUCUGAUUUCUAGAGCUGUAGUCAUGGUGACAGACUGUUUGGCUUACCUCUUACCUGAUAGGUGGCCAUUUUAGCAGAUGUUCUGAUUUCUAGAGCUGUAGUCAUGGUGACAGACUGUUUGGCUUACCUCUUACCUGAUAGGUGGCCAUUUUAGCAGAGGUUCUGAUUUCUAGAGCUGUAGUCAUGGUGACAGACUGUUUGGCUUACCUCUUACCUGAUAGGUGGCCAUUUUAGCAGAUGUUCUGAUUUCUAGAGCUGUAGUCAUGGUGACAGACUGUUUGGCUUUACCUCUUACCUGUAUCUGAGUUCAGAGGUCUAGGGUGGUUUGGUGGUGACUUGAUGGUCAGGCACGUGGAUGUGUUAUGUUGAUAGAAUGGUGCAUAUAUGAAUUAAUAUUCUGAUAUAAUGGCUUGGUUUCCAUUCGUGUGUUUGUGUUUUAGCCAGUUAAUUUGUGUGUGUGUGUGUUAUGUGUAAAUGGUUUUUGCGUAGUGAGUUGCGUUCCUUGGUGACGAUAAUGAAACGGAACUCUUCAAAUUGUGAGUUCAUCUAACCAGGGUUGGGAUUCACUUCCAUUGGUGUUUCUCAUUGAGGAGAAUGGAGGGAUUUACUGAACUGAAUAUUAACGUAGUGUUGUUGCCAUCGUUGAAUCAUCCCAUUUUUCCAUACCUUUUGGGAUUACAAUUUUGUCCGUUUUCGCGUCUCUAAUAUGCUUUUGUUUGUUAUAAAGGUACUGGAAAAUGUAGAAAAAAUCCCCCCCCAAGUGCACAGAACAUUUUGUCAAUACAUUUCCUCUCUUGAUCUUUAAUUUCAUAUUUAUAUCAAUGUGAAUAUGUAUUUAUAAACUCAACUUGAAUUUUUUUUUUUUUCUUAUACUAAUUAGAUUUUCAUUCUAUAUAAGAAUUUAUAUAAAAAGGAAUUCCCUACAAUUUUAUAGCCUGGUUGAACCAGAUUGAAAGCAUUCAGUUGGGUUUAACCAGGCUAGCCAUUUUUAUCUCAUGUUGACCUGUAAUCUGGUCACAAAUUCCUCUCCGAUGUUCAACCAUUGGAAGUGAUGAAGGAAGCCUGUCUUUCCCAAUGUGUGUGGAUGAUGCUUAUUAUAACACAAAUAGUAUGCGUCCCAAAUGGCAACGUAUUUCUUAUGUAAGUGGCACUUUAGACCAGAGCCCUAUGAGCCCUAGUACACUAGAUAGGGAAUAGCAUGCCAUUUGAGACGUAACCAUGGAGAUUACACACUGCUUAUUCAAAGUUUUUUUUUCUCCAUUUUAUUUUAUAUGAAUGCAUGAGAGAGUAUGUUAUGUGAAUAUUUUUGAAAAUACAGAUUUAAUUUUCAGUUUUAUUGUAACAUGGCUUUUUAAAACAUGUAUGUUCGAUUUGAAAGCUUUGAUAUAAAUUGUGUAUAUAUAUAAAUAUAUAUAUAUAAUGCAUUUGAACACGACCAUCUGUUGGGUUGGUGCCAUUUGAGGAUGUGUUUUAUAUUCUGGAUGUUUGAAAUUCACCAAAACUUGAAUAAAAGCAAUAUAAAUAUGGCAAUUGUAA